AUGGGGAUCCAACAUAUGCUUCCGUCCACCCAGACCGCAAUCAUUGCUGGUCCCCAAGGCGAGUUCCAGCUCUCUCAUGACGUGCCUGUUACCCCCUUGGCCGACGAUGAGAUCAUCAUGAAGACCGCGGCUGUCGCUCUCAACCCCGUCGACACCAAGCUAGUGGGCGAUUUCAUCACGCCGGGCGCCAUCUUCGGCUUCGACUGCGCAGGUGUGAUCGUAGCCGUUGGGCCUAAGGUUGGCAAUGGCCUGGCGAUUGGGGACCGCGUCUGCGGGAGCGCUCGCGGCAUGAACCGAGAGAAACCGCUAGGGGGAGCCUUUGCAGAGUACGUGAUGCUGCCGGCCGAUCUCACGCUACGCAUCCCACCUGCCAUGACGUUCGCAGAGGCUGCGUCGCUCGGGACCGCGCUGGUAUCGGCGUGCAUGUCGCUGUUCUGGACGAUGCAAAUCCCCGCGUCCCUCCAGGAACCGGCAGAGAAACCGUUUCCUGUCCUCGUCUAUGGAGGCAGUACUGCGACCGGGACCAUGCUGCUCCAGGUGCUGAAGAUUUGCGGUGUCCGAACACUUACCACCUGCUCUCCCAAGAACUUUGAUCUGGUGCGUUCGUAUGGCGCAGAUGAAGUGUUCGAUUACAACUCGCCCACCUGCGCCCAGGACAUCCGCGAGGCGACGCGCAACAACCUAAAGUACGCAGUAGACUGCAUCACCGAGGACUCGACCAUCAAGAUCUGCUACAGUGCGAUUGGCCGUGCGGGAGGGCAAUACAUCGCGCUCAAUCCCUACCCCGAGCAUUUGGCCACUCGCAAGGUCAUCAAGCCGGGUUGGAUCCUGGCCACGCUCAUCACCGGCGAGGGUUCUGCCUGGCCGGAGCCCUACCAUCGCGAGCCGGACCCUGAGAUCCGGGCCCUGGCUAAGCCCGCCUACUCUGCGGUGCAGAAGUUGCUAGACGAGGGUCGCCUUCGGUCGCACCCCAUCCGGGUGAAGGACGGGGGCUUGGCGGCGGUGCUGGACGGAGUGGAGAUGUUGCGCAAGGGAGAGAUCAGCGGUCAGAAAUUAGUGUAUUGCUUUAAUUAG
Messenger RNA from Aspergillus alliaceus, 1074 nucleotides. RefSeq names its product zinc-binding alcohol dehydrogenase family protein. The transcript is spliced from 2 exons. The coding region runs from base 1 to 1074 and encodes 357 amino acids. The record is from RefSeq and is a predicted model, not a curated record. Lineage: Eukaryota; Fungi; Ascomycota; Eurotiomycetes; Eurotiales; Aspergillaceae. Gene Ontology annotation, molecular function: oxidoreductase activity, acting on NAD(P)H.